Melospiza melodia melodia is the source of this 1985-nucleotide messenger RNA. RefSeq names its product tripartite motif containing 14 (gene TRIM14). Lineage: Eukaryota; Metazoa; Chordata; Aves; Passeriformes; Passerellidae. Bases 397 to 1644 code for a protein of 415 amino acids. Gene Ontology annotation, biological process: innate immune response. The transcript is spliced from 6 exons. The record is from RefSeq and is a predicted model, not a curated record. Gene Ontology annotation, molecular function: protein binding; zinc ion binding.
UGCAGUGGCAACCUGAUCUGAGGCAAAGUGCACAAAUCUACAAACUGUGCUGCUUCUCUGGGGGUAUGACGGACACAGAGAAGGAAGCAUGUGCUGUUGAUAAAGGCUUGAUUCUGCUAAAUCAGGAAGUGAGUGGGGUAGAAACUUGUACUCCCGUGUGACCCUCUGUCCCUAUGAAGUAUCUGCUGACAUCUAGUGGCUUAGGGCUGCAGAGAUUUUAGGCACAAACUAUCAAUGGUUUUGGCAUAAGUGAUGGUAUUUUGACUAGUGAUUUUGUUUGCUGUGAGAGUUAUUCAGUACAGCCCUUGUGGUGUGACAUCAGCCAGGCAGCACUUCUUGCACUGAGAAUCUUCUGCAGCUGUUUCAGCAGGUCCUAGCUGUGAGUGCUAAGAAGACAUGAAAAUCAUUGUGAGAGAUCCAUCAGCUGUUUCGUCCUUGGAGCAGAGAUUGUUUAAAAUCAUUGAAAAGGAUAUUCCCUGUGCUCCUGAAUGCAGCACACAGGAUCAGCAUUCUUUGAACUUGGAACUCAUGGCAUUGUGCUUGAAGAAUCUAGAAGAGAGAAAAGAGGAAGAAGAUGGCAACAGAAAGAGCAUAGAGCAGGCAGUAAAUGAUGUGAAGGCACAUGCUGAUAUGAUUAAACGACAGCUGUCAGAAAAAAUGACUGAGCUUCAGUUACUUCUUCGGGAGGAAGAGAGUCUGGCAAAAAUCUUCAUUGAUGAAAAGACUCAGCAAGCUCUGGGAACACAUGAUCAGCAUUUGAGGUCCUGUGAAGAACAGCUGGAAGCCCUUGAGACCUUCACACAUCGAAUCAGACAAAUACAACAGGACAGUGAUCCUAUUAAUUUGCUGGAGAAGUACACAGAAAUUGAGAAGGAAAUUAAGGAAUCCAGACGCCCAUUAGAAAAGUGGCAUCCAAUACCACUCUCGUUUGAACACUUACUUAACCAUUAUAAACAGUUCAUCAGAGCUCUGCAGUCCAUUCUACAGAAACCAUUGGAUGCCCGGCUUAAAGAAGAUAUUUUCAGUAGCCUUAAUCCCACUGCAAAGAAGGAGCCUGGGACAGUGCUGAAAACCAUGACUCCUGUUGAUCGGUUGCUUUUCUUAAAACAUGCAAGAUCACCAACCUGGGAACAUGACAGCAUUCACCCAAGACUGAAAUUGUCAGAAGACCGUCUUGAAGUAAGCUGUAGCUGGAGGAGAAUACUCUACCCCUGUAGUCCCAAGAGAUUCGAUAAAUUAUGGCAAGUGCUAAGCAGAGAUGCAUUCCUUUCUGGGAGCCAUUACUGGGAAGUUGACCUGCGUUGUGCUGGAGAGGGAUGGUGGAUUGGUGCAGCCUACCCAACCAUUGGCAGGAAAGGAGACUCUGAAGCCUGUCGACUGGGCUGGAAUAGAGCAUCUUGGUGCCUUAAGAAAUUUGAUUUUGAAUACUGGGCAUUUCACAAGGGAGAGAGAAUCCCCAUCCUGGUAGAAGAUGAUCCUGAUUGCAUUGGCAUUUUUCUAGAUUAUGAAGCAGGAAUCCUUUCAUUCUACAACGUUAGCGAUGGCAUGGCUCAUUUGCACACCUUCUGCUGCAAGUUCACAGAACCAGUUUAUCCAGCCCUGAGACUCUGGGAAGGGUCCAUUAGAACAUGCAAACUAACAUAAGAAACAAAGCCUACUAGUUCAUGCUUUUUCUGCUAAUGCCAUUUCAGCAAUUUUCUACAUGAAUUCAUCUCUGUUGUAUCAAAGUUGUAAUUAUGAUGCUUUUAGAAGGUAACAUAAGUUUAGGAAAACCAACUGUGAUUUUUAAUGUGAAUGAAGGAAGGUGACCUCACUUUUAUAAAUUAUGUUGAUAUACCACUCAAAGUGCAGCAUAUAGUAUUAUUGUGCUUUUUUCAAAUUGUAACAGUAAGUUCAAGAAAAUCAACUGUAUUUUUUUAAUGUAUAUGUGUUUUUCAAUGGGAAAGAUUAUUUGACUUAUAAAUGGUGUUGCUGUACCACCUGAA